AUGGCGGGAACACGAGAAUUGAGAAACACAGGAAACAGAGAGAGGGGUGAGCCGGUGUGGUCCAGUGAUGAACUGGGCCAAAUGAUCAUGAUUUGGUCAUACCCACCAACGCGGAGGCAACUAGCUGUCACGAUUGGCUUGUUUCUCACCGGUGCUUCACUUUCAGUCUAUGGAGCCUACAUGUCCCUCGCCAACAUUGCCCCUCAACAAGCCCGAGCCAAGGCUCGUAGCGAUUAUGUCAAAGACCGCCUUCGAAAGAUGCUCGACGAUUAG
Messenger RNA from Dovyalis caffra, 273 nucleotides. Lineage: Eukaryota; Viridiplantae; Streptophyta; Magnoliopsida; Malpighiales; Salicaceae. The record is from the annotation of a GenBank genome assembly.